CGCCUGUCAGACGCUCUGCUCGUCACUUCCCAAAGCGACUACGUGUUGCGUCACCGCGCUUAUAUAUGUGGUGCGUGACGUCACACUCUCGCGACGCGAAUUUUUCCGACGUCUGGGUUCAGCUGUCCGGCAGGAUCCGAGGAGCUGGACAUUAAUGCAACUGCGGGACGUUUGAACUGCGGGCUGGACUAAGGAAACCGGACUGUUGGGCGGUCCGUGAAGACAGGAGGAGGAGGAGGAGGAGCCAGGAUGAGUAAGAAGCCUCCAAGCCGCCCUGGAAUCACUUUUGAAAUUGGUGCACGUCUAGAAGCACAAGACUACUUACAGAAAUGGUACCCCUCAAAGAUAGAGAAGAUAGACUACGAAGAGGAAAAACUGCUGAUCCAUUUUGAACACUGGAGCAGCCGAUAUGAUGAGUGGAUCCACUGGGACAGCAGUCGACUCCGCUCUCUCGAGGAGCACUCAUUGAUGAAGGAGGAGCUCCGAGAUGAUGAAGAAAAUUUCGAUUUUAAAGAAGGGGAAGAGGUGUUGGCCCGAUGGACUGACUGCAGAUAUUACCCAGCCAAGAUUGAAGCUAUAAACAAGGAAGGAACCUACACUGUGCAGUUUUAUGAUGGAGUCAUUCGAUGUCUGAAGAAAAUUCACAUUAAAUCCAUGCCAGAAGAUGCAAGGGGGCAGGAUUGGAUCGCGCUUGUUAAAGCAGCUGCAGCAGUGGCAGCAAAGAAUAAAUCAGGGAACAAGCCUCGGUCCAGCAUUAACAGCACUAAAGACAAAGAGGAGAGAAAGUGGAGCAAAGGGCCCUCCAAGAAGGAAGAGACCGUUCUGUGCAAACAUUUUGGCAUCUUCCACAAAGAGGAGGAGGAACCUACAUCGAGCAGGAACCUGGCCAGUCCACUUACAGUCUUUACAGAUAUUACUUUGCCAGAGACUCCAAAGAUCAGUAUUCAGCCACAAGAGGACGAGCUUUUACUGAAGAGAAAACUUAGUCAGACAAGUUCGUUUCAAGCAAAGAGAGCUCGUCUGAACAAAAUUACAGGAUUAUUGGCAUCUAAAGCCGUUAUUUUGGACGACACAGAACAGAAGGACAUCGUCUCAGAAAAGACAUCAAGGCUGGAGGAGGCGAUUUCUCCCAAACCUCAGAGUCAGAAACAAAAUGAAGGUGACAUUAGCCACCCUCGCAGCACAUUGAAGCCCACUCUGCUCCCGGCAGCUUUGUCUUCAGGGAAGUCUCGCAGCAGAAAAGACAAACGAGAUGUUGGAGAUGCCUCAGGGUGUAAAAAGAUUCCCAUGUCCCCUAUUGUUCCAGACUUAACGCAAGGUCCGUCACAGCCUGCAGCUCUUGCUAAGACUUCAGGGCGCAAGAAUCGAAGGAGGCCUCCGAGAUCAAACCUUCCAUUGUCUGAAGAUUUCCCCUGCCCUCCACUCGGCAAUGGGAAAGGAUUGCAGCAAAGCCCUUCAGCAGCCGCGGUACCCGCCAAUGCCCCCGAGAAGCCGGAGCCUCUGGAUCUGAGCCACAGUGCGGAGCCCACGGCACCUUUACUCCCUGAAUCCUCCGACCAUGUGACCUGCCCCAGUAAAGAAAAGGAAAAUAUACAAAGCCUGUCCUGUUCUUCCAAAUCGGUAGCACAUAGCAGUACAGCCUCGUCAGCUUCGUCCCCUCAAGUUCAUGCCUUGAAAUCAGCCCUGCCCAACAGCAUUAGGCCUGCGAAGGGGAAUAAAAAGAAGAAACAUUCUGCUUCAGAAGGAACAGAAAAAACACUCCCUGCUGGGGGAUCAGGCAAAAUCCCUAAUAAUGUGCAGGAAAAAAUCCUAAAGAAAGUGAAUGAGAAGGACAAGCAUUCAGAAGUUGGGGUCAUAAAAGAAAAGAAAGUAAAAAUUGAGGAGAAACCUACAUCAGUUGGGAAAAAGAAAGACAAAGAUCGGAAGGAAAAAAUACAGAAGGGUCACUUGAAAUCCAAACAGAAAAAGAAGAAAAAGAAAAAAAGGAAAUCAAAGCAGCACGAAUAUUCAGAUGAUGAGGAGGCAUUUAUGAGCAGAUCUUCCUCCCCAGUGACAUUCUCAUCCCCCCGCACUUUAUCUCUCCGCAACAUAUUAACUGUGAAAAAUCAUCAUUCAUUUCCGUUCCCACGAGCAAUCUUGUCUGUGGAUCUCACUGGAGAAAAUCUCUCUGAUAUGGAGUUUCUGGAUGAUUCUUCUACGGAAAGCCUGAUUCUUAGUGGGGACGAAUACAACCAGGAGUUUGAUUCGGCCAAUUUUGAGGAGUCGCAGGAGGAAGAGGGCGCUGGGAAUGAGAUUGUGCGGUGCGUCUGUGAGAUGGACGAGGAGAAUGGUUUCAUGAUUCAGUGUGAAGAAUGUCUGUGCUGGCAGCAUAGUGCCUGUAUGGGGCUGUUGGAGGAGAGUAUUCCGGAGCAAUACUUGUGCUACAUCUGCAGAGACCCCCCAGGUCAGAGGUGGAGUGCGAAAUACCGAUACGACAGAGACUGGUUCAAUAAAGGCCACCUAUGCGGCUUGUCUUUUGUAAGCGAGAACUAUUCCUACCUGAAUGCUAAAAAGAUCGUCUCCACUCACCACUUACUGGCCGACAUCUUCAGUGUAACGGAGAUCAUGUACGGGCUGCCGCUCAAGUUUGCCAUAUUGAAUAACAAAGAACACCCGGACCUGCGACUGUGGGCGUGUCCCGGGAAGCAGAAGGAGGGCGGAGACGCCAAUGAGAAAAGAACGUUUUGCAUUAACCAAUCGGACAGAACAUGUGGGCAAAACCACACAGGGUCCCCCAGUCGGCUUUGUAAAUCAGAAGACACAUAUAUAUCCAACAAGCACAGUUAUCAGAGGCCUCCAAACGGUGACCCCAACUUCAAUUCAUCCAGUGAACCCCCCUGCUGCAAUAAUGAGACAGGAACAUUCCUUGCCACUGGAAAAAGGGAAAUUCUGGGCGACACAAAAACAUGUUCUUUAAAGACAGAGAAGAAGAACGAACAGAAUGAGGUGGAAGAGAAUAAAGUGGCUCAGGAGAGGAGAGGAACGGAGGAGCAAGUGGACUCACAUCUUCAGUGGCAGCUGAACCUCUUGGCUCACAUAGAGAAUGUGCAGAAUGAAGUCAGCAGCAGAAUGGACCUCAUAGAGAAGGAGGUGGAUGUCCUAGAGAGCUGGUUGGACUUCACUGGGGAGCUGGAGCCGCCGGAUCCGCUCGGGAGAUUGCAGCAGUUAAAGAGACGCAUGAAGCAGCUUCUUAUGGACAUGGGCAAAGUGCAGCUAAUCGCCACCGUCUGCUCCGUAUGACGAUAGAAAAAGCAGCAGGAGGCGGUCUGUGCCGAACUCUUUUGCUAUUUAGGAUACAAAAAAGAAAAAAAAAUUUUUUAUGAAACAAAUAUAUAUAUAUAUAUUAUUAGUAUUGAUCCUUUGAGAGGAUUAUUAAUACAUCCUUUUUAACCCGGCAAAGGGAUAAGCAGUUAGUUGAGAGAUGGAAGGCGUGGCGCAAGGAGUGGCAGUGCCACGGAAGAGAACACUUGUAGCUCCAUUAACAAGAUGGCGGAUGAUCAUUGUGUCCCCGGUGUAUUUUAGCAUUUAAUUUUGGUCUCUUCUUCACACAAACUUCAGAUUGGAAUCCAACAUGCAGAUUCUCAUUAAAGCAGCACUGAAUAUUCAAGGCUCCAUCUGCGGUCCCUCCAGCCGUUGUUAUACAACUCCCAGCAUCCUCCAGCAGCUGGAGGGAGGAUGUGUCUGAUAUACAGCAGGAAUAUCUGUGUGUGCUAAUUGCUUUGCUAAAGUUGGCUCCAUCCUCUUAGUCAUUAGCAAGGCUGAAAUUGAGAUCAGUCCAGGCUUUAUGGAACUGCUGCAAUACUUACAAAUGGAUUCUGGAUUUUAGCACUUUAUAGAUCUUUCAGUAGUAUAGAGGCUUGAGCUCAGGGUGAGAUGAAUAAAAGGGGGGUGAUAUGACUUCCAGUAUACCACAUCAACCAAUCAGGCAGCUGGUGGUGUCCAUCUUUGCCAAUCCAGCGUAAUUAAUGUCUCCGAUAGAAAUGCACCAAAUCCAUAUCACCACAACCGAACCAAAUCUGAACCCCGUUUUACAUAUUCAAAGUCACAUGACUUAGAGGGUUCAGAUUUGAUUUGGCUGAACAGCAAGAAUGGAUUUGGAUCAUCCCCACAUUGCAGUAAGGCACCAAGUCAUUCAUUCUGUGCCGACCAUCUGCUUUUCUUUAAUCAUCAAUUUUUAUUAUGGGUUCAAACAAAAAGUCCCGCCUUCUCACUGUGGAUUAUUGUGAUUUAUAAUCAUUCCGGGAUCCGUAACAUCUGAAAAAUGAUGAAAGGAUAAGAAAAGUGCAGUUUAAUGGAAGGUCCAGGUUGUCGGGCACAAGCCCAGUGAAUGUAGGCGCAUCCCUUGGGUCCUGGGCCAGUGCUACCUUUGAUGAAAACACCUAGGAUACUUUUCCUUUAAAUGAUGCCCCACCAUCUUCAGGAUCCAUUGGGGCUGUUCACAUGCUCAGUAUAGUAAAGUGUCCACUAUUGUGACUGGCCUGGACAACCCCAAGGGAUACCUUCAAGAUGCCUGUGCUUGUAGAGAAAGAACUUUGGGCUGAUGCAAUUUGUUAGCAAAGAGCAGGUUUCUGUGUGGUGUAAAUGGUCCCCUUAUGGGGGCCAUUUACUACAGUUUGAGAACUCAUGUUUCACAUUAUAGUUCCAGGAUCCUCUAUGAUGUAAAUGGUAUGAAACCCCCUAGGGUGGUAAGGUCCUACCUAUGUUUCAGGCCAUAGUCCCAGGUUCCUCUUUGGUGUAAAUGGUAUGAAACUCCUUAGGAUGACUAUGUACUACAGUUUGAGAACCUAUGUUUCAGAUCAUAGUCCCAGGAUCCUCUGUGAUGUAAAUGGUAUGAGAUCCCCUAGGGUGGUCAGGUCCUACCUAUGUUUCCUCUUUGGUGUAAAUGGUAUGAAACUCCUUAGGAUGGCCAUGUACUACAGUUUGAGAACCUAUGUUUCAGAUCAUAGUCCCAGGAUCCUCUGUGAUGUAAAUGGUAUGAGAACCCCUAGGGUGGUCAGGUCCUACAAUUUGAGAACCUAUGUUUCAGGCCAUAAUCCCAGGUUCCUCUAUUAUGUAAAUGGUAUUAGACCUGGUAGGGUGGUCAGGUCCUACAAUUUGAGAACCUAUGUUUCAGGCUUUAGUCCCAGGAUCCUCUAAUGUAUGAGACCCUUAGGAUGGCCAUGUACUGCAGUUUGAGAAUUUAUGUUUCAGACCAUAUUCCCAGGAUCCUCUAUUAUGUAAAUGGUAUGAGACCUGGUAGGGUGGUCAGGUCCUACAAUUUGAGAACCAAUGUUUCAGGCUUUAGCCCCAGGAUCCUCUAAUGUAUGGGAGCCUUAGGAUGGUCAUGUACUGCAGUUUGAGAAUUUAUGUUUCAGACCAUAUUCCCAGGAUCCUCUGUGAUGUAAAUGGUAUGAGACACCCUAGGGUGGUCAGGUCCUACAAUCUGAGAACCUAUGUUUCAGGCUUUAGUCCCAGGAUCCUCUAAUGUAUGGGAGCCUUAGGAUGGACAUGUACUACAGUUUGAGAAUUUAUGUUUCAUUUUAUAGUCCCAGGAUCCUCUAUGAUGUAAAUGGUAUGAGAUCCCCUAGGGUGGUCAGGUCCUACAAUUUGAGAACCUAUGUUUCAGGCCAUAGUCCCAGGUUCCUCUAUUAUGUAAAUGGUAUGAGACCUGGUAGGGUGGUCAGGUCCUACAAUUUGAGAACCUAUGUUUCAGGCUUUAGUCCCAGGAUCCUCUAAUGUAUGAGACCCUUAGGAUGGCCAUGUACUGCAGUUUGAGAAUUUAUGUUUCAGACCAUAUUCCCAGGAUCCUCUGUGAUGUAAAUGGUAUGAGACGCCCUAGGGUGGUCAGGUCCUACAAUUUGAGAACCUAUGUUUCAGGCUUUAGUCCCAGGAUCCUCUAAUGUAUGGGAGCCUUAGGAUGGUCAUGUACUGCAGUUUGAGAAUUUAUGUUUCAGACCAUAUUCCCAGGAUCCUCUGUGAUGUAAAUGGUAUGAGACACCCUAGGGUGGUCAGGUCCUACAAUUUGAGAACCUAUGUUUCAGGCUUUAGUCCCAGGAUCCUCUAAUGUAUGGGAGCCUUAGGAUGGUCAUGUACUACAGUUUGAGAAUUUAUGUUUCAUUUUAUAGUCCCAGGAUCCUCUAUGAUGUAAAUGGUAUGAGACCCCCUAGGGUGGUCAGGUCCUACAAUUUGAGAACCAAUGUUUCAGGCCAUAGUCCCAGGUUCCUCUUUGGUGUAAAUGGUAUGAGACCCUUAGGAUGGCCAUGUACUACAGUUUGAGAAUUUAUGUUUGACCAUAUUCCCAGGAUCCUCUGUGAUGUAAAUGGUAUGAGACACCCUAGGGUGGCCAGGUUCUACAGAUUCAGGAGCUAUGUUUCAGGCCAUAGUCCCAGGUUCCUCUUUGGUGUAGAACUUAGCACUUGAAAUACUGUCACAUCAUGAUGGAGACCUGAGUCUCUAGAAAUGGAUAUAUUUUUCCUUACUGCUCAUCAGUACUAAACAGAGAGACAUAGAUAUUCAUUUGUGGAGGUGCAGAUCCCCAUCAUGAUGUGCUGAGUUCUACCGGAGUGUCUCUAACUGGUGGACACAAUGCUGUUUUAAUGAUCAUUUUUAGACCUACCGUAUAUACUCGAGUAUAAGCCGAGUUUAUCAGCCCCCAAAAUAUGCUGAAAAACUCUACCUCGGCUUAUACUCGGGCC
Messenger RNA from Xenopus laevis (African clawed frog), 6713 nucleotides. It is a transcript of the gene phf20l1.S, whose product is annotated as PHD finger protein 20 like 1 S homeolog. Gene Ontology annotation, biological process: regulation of transcription by RNA polymerase II. The record is from RefSeq and is a predicted model, not a curated record. Bases 250 to 3279 code for a protein of 1009 amino acids. The transcript has 21 exons. NCBI's taxonomy places the organism in Eukaryota, Metazoa, Chordata, Amphibia, Anura, Pipidae. Gene Ontology annotation, cellular component: NSL complex; nucleus; nucleoplasm.